This is a messenger RNA of Tachysurus fulvidraco (yellow catfish), 3003 nucleotides long. It is a transcript of the gene ccdc40, whose product is annotated as coiled-coil domain containing 40. The record is from RefSeq and is a predicted model, not a curated record. Gene Ontology annotation, biological process: axoneme assembly; heart looping; epithelial cilium movement involved in determination of left/right asymmetry. Gene Ontology annotation, cellular component: cilium; cytoplasm. Bases 114 to 2900 code for a protein of 928 amino acids. The transcript has 19 exons. NCBI's taxonomy places the organism in Eukaryota, Metazoa, Chordata, Actinopteri, Siluriformes, Bagridae.
UAGGGUUGCUUAGCAACAGGCUUAUCAGCGUUGACGGCACUUUAAUGUGUCAGUGUAACGUCGGUACCUAGCUUUUAUUGUUCAUAAAGGAACUUUAUUGAAAGGCAAAGAAGAUGGAGAGAGCUGAAAGAGAGCAGGCUGAAGACAGGAGAGAACCUCCAGAUGAUCCACAACGUGGUGCAGAGCUUCUUUCUGAUGUCAGUGAAUCUCAGCAGGCGGCUUUCACAGACACCGAGGGAGAUGAGACGAGACGCGAUGAUGAAGAAGCUGUUGAUGAUGAUGAUGAAGAUGAAGAUGAUGAAUAUGAUGAGCUCAUCGUCUUGGAUCCUGAGCACCCUCUGAUGAAGAGAUUCCAGUCGGCUCUGAAGAAGCACCUCACCGAGCAGCUGGAGAGACUGGAGCUGAAGCUACAGGAGAAGGUGAUGGAGGAGCAGAUGGAGAAAUCCAGGUGUGAGCAGCUCUGCGCCAUUCUCUACAGUGAACAGCAGGAUCUCGCCACACUGCAGGCCUCUCUGGAGACUCUGCAAGAGAACAGAGCUAAAGCCGCCAGUGACAGGAGACAAGCAGAGGAGCAGCUGGAGAUCACGAGGAAUGAGUACAGAAGCAUUACUGAACAGGUCAAAAAGGAACACAUAAAAGUGUCAGAGCUGCAGUCUGAGGUGGACACUUUUGCUCGGCGUCUGCUCUACAUGCAGGAAGUGACCACAGACCUGCACUCAGAAGUCGCUGCCAUGAAGAACACCAAGAACAAGGUGCAGGCAGAGAAACGGAAAGCAGAGGAGCAGAAACUCCAACAGGAUCUGUAUGUGGAGCAUCUGAUGAAGCAGGUGGAGAAACUGAGGGAGCAGAUCGCUCUGUAUGAGCUGCAGACACUCGCACAGACCAAAGACAAGGAAGCAGCCAGAGAUGCCUUAGCUGAGGCUCAGUUGGAAUUAGACUCUAUAGUAGUGGAGAAGAAGCAGAUACUCCAGCAGUUAAACAGCAGCAUGAUCGAGAUGAAGAGGAGAGAUGAGGCUUACAGCACGAUGCAGGAGGCACUGAGGUCAGCCAAUCAAGAGUUGCGUGCUCUGGACACAGAGUUGGAGGGAUACAAUCGCUCCAUCACACAGGAGCAGGAGAAGAAUGAGGUGCUGACAGUGAUGGUGAACCGCGCUGAGCUUAACAGAGACACCUACAGGAAGCUUCUCACACAGAUAGGCACAAAGAAGGAGGCACUGCAGAAACUCUGCACUACAUACACACGCACACUCCAGGAGACUGAGAAGAGCCUGACCAGUGUGACCACCGAGUGCAGUGCUCGUCAGUCGGAACUCACUAUCCUGACGAAACAGAUAGAGAAGGAGGCAUGUGUGAGGGUGGAGCUGGAGGAGAAGAUCAUGAGGAAAAUGCAGGAGCAGCUCACACACGACAGCAGUGCCAAACACACACACCAUCUUACCAUGAAUAUUAUGGCUCAGCACAGAGAGAAGGAAGGCCAGCUUGCGAAAGUUAAGGGCGACUCAGCUGCAGUGACGUUGGAGGUCAGUGAGGUGGCGCUGCGUCUCGAGGCUCUCUCUCGCCUGCAGCAGGAGCAGGAACAGGAAGUGAAGGAACGGAACCAGCUGCUUUUGACCAAAGAGGCAGCGGUCGCUAAACUCAUCUCUACCAUCGAGCGCAACCAGGCCACCAUCAGCAUGUAUAACAAGAAGAUCGAGCAGAUCAGGGCAAGCACAGGGCAUGAAGACCUGGGUCCUCUGGAGAUUGAGGUGAGGGCUCUGAAUAAACAGCUGGAGGAACUUGGGGCCGAGCGGAAGGAGCAGCAUCAGUCCUGGCUCUGGCAGCAGGGGGAGCUAGUGAGACUAAGACAGGAGAAACAAGCACAAAGCAGCGCAACCCAAACUCUAAACACACAGCUCACCAUCCUGCAGCAGAGGAACAUCCGCAACAAGAGUGAGAUUGAGCAGGAGGAACGUGGUCUGGUUGAGUUGGAGAGAGAGUCUAAAGUUCUGAGGUUAGACAUGGAGAAGCUGAAUUCACUCCUGAACCAGAAAACACAACUGAAACAGGAGCUGGAGCAGAGCAAUAGCCUGAUGGAGAAAAGCUUCAUACAAACACUCAAGGAUGCAGAGAGGGAGUCUGUAGAGAUGCAGUUGCGUCUAGAGAAGCUCCAGGAGGAAAAAAAGCAGUUACUGAACAGCCUGGAGGAAGCAGAGCGACAGAUCAUGUUGUGGGAGAGAAAAAUUCAGCUGGCAAAGGAGACUCGUUUGGCUGUGGAAUCGGAGGUUGGAAAGGGGGACAUGCAUACCAUCAAAGCUGAGAUACAUCGCAAGGAGCGUCAUUACAACCAGCUGUUGAAGCAGCGGGAGAUGAUGUUGAGGGAGAUGGAGGCGGCAGUCGCUCGACGUGAAAACAUAGUGAGACGCAGCGAGGCUCAGACACAGAGCAAUCGCAAACACACAACACGUGCCAACCUUCAGAACACACUGCAGAACCUUCAACGCAACGUCUUUCAGACACACAAGCAAGCAGAGGAGUGUAGUGGUGUGAUAGCACAGCUGCAACAGGAGCAGAGUUCUCUUUCUGAGAGUCUGAGAGAGAAGCAGAUGCAGAUCACUGACCUCAAAAACACUAGCUCCGCCUAUAAAGAUGACAUCAAGAACAUGCAGGAGACCAAAGAAAAAAACCUGAUCCAGCUGCUGGCUCUGCAGUCUCGGGUGAAACAGCUGCAGUUGGUGAUGGAGGAUCGCUAUAGAGCCACAGCUAAAGGAGAAGAUGCGCUGCAGCUUGCCACAAACACUCUGCAAGAAGAACUGAACACGACCAGAGAUGUUCUUCAGCAGGUCCUCCAGGACUAUCCGCAGUACAAGCCUCUGCUCCACAGGAUCUGUCUCCUGGUUUCUGCACACACACACUCAGAGUAAGAGUAACAGGCUGCUGUGACAUUCAGCGGUUCUUGUUGUGUAACUGGCAGCGUGUCUUAAUUCCCACUGAGCUCUAAUAAAAGUGAACUUGUUCAGCCAAGUA